Molecule: messenger RNA, 804 nt
Organism: Ricinus communis (castor bean)
Lineage: Eukaryota; Viridiplantae; Streptophyta; Magnoliopsida; Malpighiales; Euphorbiaceae
Exons: 2
Coding region: 218-634 (138 amino acids)
Source: RefSeq, a predicted model, not a curated record
UACAAAUGUACUAACGUACAAAGACAACAUAUAUUCUAUGGAACUGGACUUUGUAAUUAAUAAAAUCAAGAACCAUUUCUGCUCAGGUAGCAUUGACCCCAAACAGAGAACCUUGUCUUGAUGAUUCACCUAUUUAACUGCAGAUAUUCAUUUCCAUCCCAAAUUAAGAAUUCAAAACAACCCAAGUUUGCAUUUCAAGAACUUUGCUAUCUUCCUCAUGGAUUUCAAGAACCACAAUCUUGAAUGUGAAGGUAUCUUCCGUGAUGGUGACAUUGUUGAUGAUGAUGCUUUCUACGUCGAACUCAGAAGGCAGAUUCUGCUUUUAACAGCAGACGAUGAAGAUGAAGAUCCUCAGCCGACCAGACUUCCCAUUUCAGUUGUUGAUUCGAGACGAGGACCAAGCAGAUUAACAAGCUUUUCCUCUUGUGUAUUACAGCAUGGAGAUUAUUUCCAUUGGUGGGAGAGUGAGAAUACUGAUUCACCACCUACUUGGUUAGUGAACUUGUGGAAGAGAAAUAGCAAUGGAACUGGAGUUUUCAUACCUCAAUUAGUUAAAUCCAGAAGAAGAUAUAGACAUGCAGGAAAGACAGGCAAUGAGAAUAGUAGGAUAUACAGGGCAAAAAAACAACUAUGAAUUUGCUGUAGCGUGGAGCUAGAUAUGUAUAUAUAUACUGCAACAAAUUCUUGAUAAUGGUCAUAUGUUUCUAAGCAUGAUUAGGUAUAAUUAAGACAACACAAGUCUGUAUGUUUUUCUUAUUGUAACUCAGGAUGAUACUGUAAUCAUCUUUCCACACAGUAAACCAA